UUAGUUUUACUUGUACUUAAUCAUCGUUUGAACAGAAAAUUCAUGAUUUGGCGGUUAAAUGUUUAAAAUCUUGAUGGGACGUGGAUCACCAUCGAGAUCUCCAGUGCAAAUGGAGAAAGGAACUGGCAAAAAGCAACAACCCUCCUCCAGGCUUUGCAUCUUGUUGUUGUUAUCGGCAUUGUUUUGGGUUUUUCUGCUGUAUUUUCAUUUUGUUGUUCUAGGAGGCAAAAGUAGUAUAGGUAACGAUGAUCGAAUAGAAUUGGAAAAGAUUUCUGUUCGUUCUGACUCUGAGCCAGUCGUCAAUCAUUCCAUACCUAGCAGCAUCAAUGGAAAAUCAAGUAAAAUAAAGAGCGAUCGGCGGCGUUCUCCGAUUCUUCAGAUCCAACCGCCAUCUGUAAGUCAUCCAUCAGCCAAUCUAAGUACUAAUUAUCCAUUUAUGAGAGCUUUGAGAACCGUCGACAACAAGACCGAUCCAUGCGGUGGCAGAUACAUAUACGUCCACGACCUUCCUCCCAAAUUCAACGAAGACAUGCUUAAAGAAUGCAAAACCCUAAGUCUCUGGACAAACAUGUGUAAGUUCACCACAAACGCCGGCCUCGGCCCACCUCUCGAGAAUCUCCAAGGAGUAUUUUCCGAUACCGGCUGGUACGCCACCAAUCAGUUCGCCGUCGAUGUCAUCUUCAGUAAAAGGAUGAAACAAUACGAAUGCCUGACAAAAGACCCUUCUCUAGCCGCCGCUUUCUUUGUUCCCUUUUACGCCGGUUUCGACAUCGCAAGAUAUCUAUGGGGUGGAUACAACAUAUCAAUUAGAGACGCCGCUUCUCUAGAUCUGGUCAAUUGGCUCGAAAAACGACCCGAGUGGAAAAUAAUGGGCGGAAAGGACCAUUUUCUCGUCGCCGGUAGAAUCACCUGGGAUUUCAGAAGAUUAAGUGAGAAAGAAUCAGAUUGGGGAAGCAAACUUCUCUUCCUACCAGCCGCCAAAAACAUGUCGAUGCUCGUUGUCGAAUCGAGUCCAUGGAACGCCAACGAUUUCGCCAUACCCUACCCUACUUACUUCCACCCUGCAAAAGAUAACGAUGUUUUCACAUGGCAGGACAGAAUGAGGAAACUCGACAGAAAAUGGCUAUUCUCCUUCGCCGGAGCUCCACGUCCGAACGACCCAAAAUCAAUCAGGGGAAAACUAAUCGAUCAAUGUAAAUCGUCUAACAAAUGCAAACUCUUGGAAUGUGAUUUGGGCGAGAGCAAGUGUCAUUCCCCAAGCAGCAUAAUGCAAAUGUUUCAAACCUCCCUUUUCUGUUUACAGCCUCAAGGUGAUUCUUUCACUCGAAGAUCUGCUUUCGAUUCAAUGCUAGCGGGCUGUAUACCUGUCUUCUUUCAUCCCGGGUCUGCUUAUGCACAAUAUACCUGGCACCUACCGAAGAACCAUACAAGAUAUUCAGUUUUCAUUCCUGAGAAUGAAAUUCGGGGAGAGAAUGUGGUUAGUAUAGAGGAAAGGCUGAGUCGAUUUUCAGCUGAGGAAGUGAAGAUGAUGAGGGAAGAGGUUAUUAGUUUGAUCCCGAGGCUGAUAUAUGCUGAUCCUCGAUCGAAGCUUGAGAGUCUUAAGGAUGCGUUUGAUGUAUCGGUGGAGGCGAUAAUAAAGAAAGUUACCAAGUUGAGGAAGGAUGUUAUUGAGGGGAGGAAAGACAAUGAUUUCAUAGAGGAGCUUAGUUGGAAGUAUGCUUUGUUAGAGGAGGGACAAUAUGUUGGUCGUCAUGAAUGGGAUCCUUUCUUCUCAAAACCCAAAAGUGGUUAAUAAUAUCAUUUUGAUUCUAUCUAAACAACAGCCAAGAUGAUAUUCCAGGUUUGAUCUUACUUUCUUUUACUAAAUCAAUCUUUGUUCUGUUUGGGGUUCAAUUGUUAGUUCUUUUUACGAUUUGUUUUAGGAGGAGGGUAUGUAUGUAUUUAUGUAAACACGUAUACAGAUGAGAUGCAGGUUUUCUGUUGGUUUUCUUCUGUAAAAGCAUGAUAAUUAUAUAUAACAGAAGACAUUACAAUUUUUUUGCUACUUUGAA
Molecule: messenger RNA, 2051 nt
Organism: Impatiens glandulifera
Lineage: Eukaryota; Viridiplantae; Streptophyta; Magnoliopsida; Ericales; Balsaminaceae
Product: xyloglucan galactosyltransferase MUR3-like
Exons: 1
Coding region: 59-1792 (577 amino acids)
Molecular function (GO): glycosyltransferase activity
Source: RefSeq, a predicted model, not a curated record